Molecule: messenger RNA, 1251 nt
Organism: Priapulus caudatus
Lineage: Eukaryota; Metazoa; Priapulida; Priapulimorpha; Priapulimorphida; Priapulidae
Product: protocadherin-like wing polarity protein stan
Exons: 4
Biological process (GO): homophilic cell-cell adhesion
Cellular component (GO): membrane
Molecular function (GO): calcium ion binding
Source: RefSeq, a predicted model, not a curated record
GUGUACAACGUCUCCGUGUCGGAGGAGGACCUCCCGGGGAUGCCCGUCGUCACGGUAACGGCGACGGACGCCGACCAGGACGCGCGGCUGUCGUACCAGAUAACGAACGGCAACUCUCGCAACCGCUUCAGCAUCAUCAGUCAGAUGGGACGCGGUCUGAUCGCCAUAGCUCAGCCUCUUAACUACAAACUCGAGCGCAGCUCGUGGUUUUUCAAGUCGCCGUGUCAGUGUGUGACGAGGUGCACACAUCACUGCCACACCCGUGCUCGUGACGUCACCGCCGUCACCCAUGACGUCACCGUUACCGUCGCUCGUGACGUCACCGUUACCGUCGCCCAUGACGUCACGGCCGUCGCUCGUGACGUCACCGCCGUCGCCGCUGAUGUCGCGCUGCAGGACGGGCUGCGUGUCCAGCAGAUCACGGUCGACCCGACGUCCGGGAUCGUGCGCACGGCGCGCGCGCUCGACCGCGAGGACGUGCCCGCGUACACGCUCGUCGCGUACGCGUGGGACCGCGGCAAGCGCCCGCUCUCCGCCUCCGUCGUCGUCAUGGUGACGCUCGCCGACGUCAACGACUCGCCGCCGAAGUUUGCGAGCGACCCGCUGCGCUACUACGUCUCCGAGAACUCUCCGGUCGGUUCGACGGUCGCCGAGGUCGUUGCCGACGACCCCGACCUCGGCGCGAACGCCGUCGUCGAGUACGCGAUCGUUGGCGGGCCCGACGCAGACGCGUUCGCGCUGGUGACGCGCCGCGGGGAGCCGACGCGCCUCGUCACGCGGGUCGAGCUCGACUACGAAUCCGAGAAGAAGGCGUACCAGCUGAUCGUGCGUGCGUCUUCGAUGACGUUGUUCACGGACGCGAUCGCGCAUGUCGUCGUGAGGGACGUCAACGACAACCGCCCGGAGCUCGACGACUUCGCGAUCGUCUUCCACAACUUCCGCGACCACUUUGUGCGGGGCGUGAUUGGUCGCGUUCCCGCUCGGGACCCGGAUGUGAACGACCGGCUGCAGUUCGCGAUCACGGCCGGGAACAACGCGCGCCUGCUCAUACUGAACGAGACGACCGGGGAACUGUCGCUGAACGGCAGCCUCGACACGAACGUACCGAUCCGCGCAGCCAUGGAGGUCAAGGUUACCGCUGUUGAAAGACGUGUUCGUGGCAGUUCAGGUCUCAUUUCGGAUGUUCAGUGGGUCAUGAUCAUUGUAGUGGGUGAGGAUGGUUCUGUUGCAAUGGGCCAACACUUUGCGUAG